Messenger RNA from Drosophila mauritiana, 2095 nucleotides. It is a transcript of the gene Ada2b, whose product is annotated as transcriptional adapter 2B. Bases 97 to 1764 code for a protein of 555 amino acids. The transcript has 4 exons. Gene Ontology annotation, molecular function: chromatin binding; zinc ion binding; transcription coactivator activity. NCBI's taxonomy places the organism in Eukaryota, Metazoa, Arthropoda, Insecta, Diptera, Drosophilidae. The record is from RefSeq and is a predicted model, not a curated record. Gene Ontology annotation, biological process: chromatin remodeling; regulation of transcription by RNA polymerase II. Gene Ontology annotation, cellular component: nucleus; SAGA-type complex.
GCAAUAUGGCGUUGACUUCGCGUCUGGUCACAUUACUGGCAUAGGUUUUUUUCGCACAACUCAUAAUUGUCGUGAAAAUCCAGGUUUUGGCCCAAAAUGACCACAAUCGCGGAUUUAUUCACAAAGUAUAAUUGUACAAAUUGCCAGGAUGAUAUUCAGGGCAUUCGGGUGCACUGCGCGGAGUGCGAAAACUUCGAUUUGUGUCUACAAUGCUUUGCCGCAGGUGCUGAGAUCGGCGCCCAUCAAAACAACCACCCCUACCAGUUCAUGGACACCGGCACCUCCAUAUUAAGUGUAUUUCGUGGAAAGGGGGCGUGGACGGCACGAGAGGAGAUCCGUCUGUUGGAUGCAAUUGAGCAAUACGGCUUCGGGAACUGGGAGGACAUUAGCAAGCACAUUGAGACGAAGUCAGCGGAGGAUGCCAAGGAGGAGUACGUGAAUAAGUUUGUAAAUGGCACGAUUGGAAGGGCCACUUGGACGCCGGCUCAGAGCCAAAGACCCCGCCUUAUCGAUCACACUGGAGACGACGACGCUGGUCCUCUGGGCACCAAUGCUCUCUCUACCUUGCCUCCAUUGGAAAUCAACUCCGAUGAGGCGAUGCAGCUGGGCUACAUGCCCAACAGGGACAGCUUUGAGCGGGAGUACGAUCCCACGGCAGAGCAACUGAUCUCCAACAUCUCGUUAAGCUCCGAGGAUACGGAGGUGGAUGUGAUGCUUAAGCUGGCCCACGUUGACAUCUACACCCGCCGACUCAGAGAGCGUGCUCGCAGGAAACGAAUGGUCAGGGACUAUCAGUUAGUGUCAAAUUUCUUCCGCAACAGAAAUUACGCUCAGCAACAAGGACUCACCAAGGAGCAGCGCGAGUUUCGGGACAGAUUUCGAGUCUACGCCCAGUUUUACACGUGUAACGAGUAUGAGCGGCUAUUGGGAUCACUGGAGCGCGAAAAGGAACUGCGCAUUCGACAGUCAGAGCUGUACCGAUACCGGUAUAAUGGCCUGACCAAAAUCGCGGAAUGCACACACUUCGAGCAGCACGCCGCAACAGCGACGCACCGCUCUACAGGACCAUAUGGCCACGGCAAGACCGACCACACGCAACCCUCCAAUGGAAGUCAUCGGCCGCCAAGCUCUUCCUUGCACUCCCCACAACCGAAUCUCAGAAAGGUCGAAAUAUCAAGCGGCGCCGAGGCAAGUUCAAAUUCAAUCGCACCAAGAAACACGCUCCACAUCGCCGACCCGACCUGCUCCGGCGCAUUAUUGCCCAGCAAAAACUACUUGGAUAGCUGUCGGGGAUCGUCGGCAGCUACGAUGCUGCAGACGACGGGAAUGGUAAUGGGGGUAACAGUGGACUCGGGAGCGACGACGGGAGUGACUUCCACGGCUACGACGAUGGCGAAUCUGCCAACGAACUCGGCGAAGGGAAGCCAACAACAUCUGCAGCCGCUGCAGCAGCAUCCUCAGCUCCUGCAAAGCGGCAACCAGCACAAAAUGCAAAACGAGGCCGCCGGCGGAGGCAGUGAUCAGGUGCCCAGCAUGAGCCUAAAAUUGCGCACCCAGCUGGAGGAACUGAAACAUCUGCCCCAGCCGCCGGGCAGUGAACUGCUCAGUCACAACGAGCUGGAUCUGUGCAAGAAGCAUAAUAUUACGCCCACCACCUACCUCUCGGUUAAGACUGUCUGCUUGAGCGGAGCACCAUCGUUGGGUAGUCCUAUGGAGACUUCGUUGCGCAAGUUCUUUAUCAAGUGCGGCUGGCUGAGCCACUGAACACCUUCCAACUUUCCGCGCCCCUUCGAUUAAGAGCCACAUGCAUUUCCAAGGACUUCACUUUAUUUUUGCAAUAGUUAGAAUAGGUUAAAGACAUUUUUAUACUGUUCAACUGUCGUUGCCAUUUUCAUCAAGGUAAAAACUACAAAACUGAAAAUCAAUUUACUUGUAUCAAGUCAAGCUCAAUUACAUUAAGUGUUGUUCCUUUGUGUGAGAUGUCGGGAUCCAGAUAUUGUGUAUUAACUAAGCUUAAGUAGGUGACCCAACCAAUUGAAUAUGUAUGAUAUGAAUUGUAAAUGAAGUAAUAAAUGUAAUAGUGAAUGUACAACAA